AUGAAAUCCUCGGCCGCGCUGUUGCAGCAGCUGCUGUUCGCUGCUUCUGGUGUCCUUGGAGCCAUCACGGUCGACAUCAAUGACGCAGAAUCUGUGAAAGCAGCCGCCGCAUUGGUGGCCGACGACCUAUUGACAUUCUACCACGGAGAUGAGACAGGCGAGACUCCAGGAAUUUUCGAUGAUGAAGAUUAUUAUUGGUGGAGUGGCUCGGUGCUUUGGGGCUCCUUGCUGGACUUGAGAGCACGCACAGGCAACAUGUCCUACGACGAUGUCAUCUUCCAGGGUCUGCAGUGGCAGACUGGAACAGGUUACGACUAUCUUCCCGCGAACUGGUCAGCCUCCGAAGGCAACGAUGACCAGAGCUUUUGGGCCCAGGCUGCACUCCUAGCUGCGCAGACGAACUUUACUGAAGCAGCUGAUGCAGAGGCCCAGUGGCCAAUUCUUGCUCAAAAUGUGUUUACUGAACAGUCGUUCACCGAGAGGCGUGUCAGCGACGAUAAUACUGCUUGCGACGGAGCUCUGAGGUGGCAAAUCUUCACCUUCAAUAGCGGAUAUGACUAUGUCAAUAGCAUCGCAAACGGGCUCUACUUUAGCACCGGAGCACAGCUCGCUUGGCUCAACGACAACAAGACCGCAAGUGAUGAGGCGAUCAAAACCUAUGAUUUGCUGACAGAUAUCGGCCUCGUCACCGAUGAUUUCGACGUUUAUGACGGUGUGCAGGUUACCGGCUGUGACUCUGUCAACAAGGUUCAAUUCUCUUAUGCUGCAGCUACCCUGCUACAAGGUGCCGCCUACACAUACAACUACACUGGCGACGAAACCUGGAAGAAUCGUAUUGAUGGUUACCUCGACAAUAUUCUCGAGACCUUUUUCCAGGAUGGCGUGGCUAUUGAGCCGGCCUGCGAGAGUUCCGAAUCAUGCAAUACCGACAUGUACUUCUUCAAGGGUAUCCUUCACCGAUCCCUCGCCUGGACUAUGAAGAUGGCCCCAUACACUGCAGACACCAUUCUCCCUGUGCUAAAGACCAGUGCCGCUGCCGCUGUUUCGACUUGUACCGGCGGCGACAAUGGACGAAUGUGCGGCUUCACCUGGAGCAACGGCACUUUCGACAUCUCCAACGCCGGUGCACAGUCUAGUGUUCUUGGAGCCCUGGUCAGUGUCUUGGAGUUCACCAACGUCGCAAGCACUGGCAGCUCCGCUUCUGGAUCUGGCUCAUCAGGCAGUGGAAGCAGCAGCACUGGCAGCAGCUCCAGCAAUACGACCAACACUGACGACAAGAGCAUGGGAACCAACUUUGGCAUCAGCUUCUCUGCCAUUGUUGGAGGGUUGACCAUUGCUGCUCUGUUUGCUUAG
Molecule: messenger RNA, 1353 nt
Organism: Pestalotiopsis fici W106-1
Lineage: Eukaryota; Fungi; Ascomycota; Sordariomycetes; Amphisphaeriales; Sporocadaceae
Exons: 3
Coding region: 1-1353 (450 amino acids)
Biological process (GO): carbohydrate catabolic process; fungal-type cell wall biogenesis
Molecular function (GO): mannan endo-1,6-alpha-mannosidase activity
Source: RefSeq, a predicted model, not a curated record